AGAGAGAGAGAGACGGAGGGAGGAGAUGGGGGGGGGGGGUGAUGACAUUGAGAGUCGGCCCCCUACCCCUCCCUCCUUCACCUACUUUCAUCCGCGCGCGUCCGGUCCAACCGCGUCGUGUCGCUUCGGUCGCGACGGCGAGAAACGUAAACGCGGACGGCGCGGCGAGAGCCGUUAACGGACGCCAGGGGCCUCCGUCGUUCCAGACCGACAGGCGGCGACAGUUUUGUUAUAGUUUUAUUUGGGCAGGGACUUUGGGGAGGAGGAGGCCUGUUAUUGUUUUGUUUGGCCAAAUAAAUUUCCCAAGGGAAAAUUAAACUUAACGGAGAGUCGCCCCCCAACCAACACACACACACACACAGAGAAAAAAACCUAACGGAAUUAAAGACGUUUGUUAAGUUCGGGGGGGAAAAGAAUUUCAUUUCAUUGACGUUGGAGAGUUUGUCCAGUUUAGACCGGCCCUACUGACUCUCUCUCUCAAAUUUCUUUUUUGUUUUAUUCUUUUUCAAUUUCUUUCGGAAAACAUCAGGAAAAGUGGAAACAGGAAGGAAAGAAAACGUGAUCCGGCUUUGUUUUGUCGUGUUAACACGCGCACCAGUUCGUUAAACCAAAAAAUCACUUUGCGGAAGAUUUUAAUAUUCAAGAAAAACGGAACCGAACCGAUUCGGAAAAAAGAAAAAAAAAACAGUUGGUUUGGGAAUGCCCGUCUUUGUGGCGCCUCGUGAAUUUCCGUCGCCUGUUGCUUCCGUCACGCACCUCCCUGUCAACUUUGUUGGUCUCGCGUCGUUGAUAAGUGGAUAAACACACGCACAGAGAGAAACUGGCGCUCGACCGAGCUGGUCCACACAACGUGACUUGUUUAUUCUCUCCGUGCGGAUUGACGUUCUUCUCCGUGGCUGUUUUUAUUUUAUUUUAUUUUUUCCCCCUCCCGUUUGAAUAUUCGGCUUGACGUAAGUGACGCCAUCUGUCGAAGUCGAUCGUCACUGUGCGUUUGAAAAGAAGGGGGGAAGGGAGAGAAAAAAUGAUGAGUGAACAAGCGGCGAUGAUGAGUAGUAGUGAUGGCGUUGGUGGAGUUGUCGGUAGUGGUGCAGCUGCAGCGGCGGCGGCUUCGAGACGGGAACGACUGCGCCGUCCUUUGCCCAAUCCGCCGGAACCGAACCGCGGUUCAGCGGCUCAGUCAACAGCGGCAGCUGCUGCCGCUGCGGCCGGCGUCCGCGGCGUCGUAGCCAGUCGUCUGGCGGCCAUGGCCUCGGCUGGAUCUCCAAUUAGUUCGGUGACAUCAUCCUCGUCCUCCUCAUCAGCCGCAAUUUCGUCGACUUCCACUUUUGCUGGAGGGACCACAACAACAACGUCGGCGACAACCAAUGGCGACAACAACCUCCCGCACAAGUUGACCACAUCCUACAGUGUCGAUUCCAAUUCGCGCAUACCCAGUUAUCGAUUAUCCAGUCUGGAUCGGCUGGCCCAGCGUCAGCGUUUGUUUGAAACCACGACCGCCACUUCGGUCCAGCCCAACGGAUUGCCCACCACCGCUCAUCCUCCUUCAACUUCUUCCUCGUCCUCUUCGACUUCUUCUUUCACAUCCGCCACUAAUGUGGCCAUUGGAGAGUCACUCGCCUUACAAAGUAAGCGUGAAAUGUUCUUCAAGAGCGAUACGCUGCCAGCGGGUGCUGGUUUGAGCAGCUCUGCCACGGCCUCGACAGCCAAUAAUGCCACGCCCGCUUCUUCAGCAACUGGUGCUCAACAGCCGGUGGGCAACAUUGCUUCGCUCAAGGAGAGUUUAUUGGCCAACAAGGAGAAUCACACGACUGCGACGACGACGACGGGUGGACCGCAGACGUCAUCUUCCUCGGCAACCUUGACUGGCAGCAUUAGUAAUAACAGCAGCCAUGGCAGUGUGCCCGGUUUGGCCAGCACCGGAAGCAAGGUGGAGGCGUUGAAGCGGGAAUUGACGGAUGAUAGUAGCAGUAGUAGCAGUAGCACCAGCAACCGGGUUAUAUUACGUGACCGACUGGCUGAGAAAGGUCCGGCACCCAGUCCGCCAGUCAUCAAUAAGACACGCGAAGUGGAUUACGUCGGCUUUGCCAAUCUUCCCAACCAGGUGUACCGAAGAGCUGUCAAAAAAGGAUUUGAAUUCACCUUAAUGGUUGUCGGCGAGUCGGGACUGGGCAAGUCGACGCUCAUCAACUCCAUGUUUUUGGCCGACAUUUACUCGCCGGAAUACCCUGGCCCGUCGCACCGCAUCAAAAAGACGGUCCAAGUGGAACAGUGCCAAGCUCUUUUGAAAGAGAACGGAGUCAAUUUGACACUGACCGUAGUCGACACGCCCGGAUUCGGUGACGCGGUAGACAACAGCAACUGUUGGCAGCCGAUCGUCGACUACAUUGAAUCCAAAUAUGAAGAGUACCUGAACGCCGAAUCCAGGGUGCAGCGCCAACCCAUGCGCGACCACCGUGUUCACGUCUGCCUGUAUUUCAUCCAGCCGUCGGGUCACGGUCUCAAACCGUUGGACAUUGAAUUUAUGAAGCGACUCCACGAUAAAGUCAAUAUCAUCCCCGUCUUGGCCAAGGCCGACACCAUGACGCCAGAUGAGUGCACCUACUUCAAAAAACAGGUUCUCAAUGAAAUUGCUCAGCACAAGAUCAAGAUUUACGAGUUUCCAGACGUUGAUGACGAGGAAUUGCGCAAAUCUCAACGCGCCCUGCGAGAACGAGUGCCGUUUGCCGUGGUCGGCUCCAAUACAGUUGUCGAAGUGGACGGGCGGAAGAUUCGUGGACGGCGUUAUCCAUGGGGUGUCGUCGAAGUGGAAAAUAUGGAACAUUGCGAUUUCAUCGCUCUACGAAACAUGUUGAUCCGGACCCACAUGACUGAUUUGAAAGAAGUGACAAAUAAUGUCCACUACGAAAACUUCCGCUGUAGGAAACUGGCUGGAGUGGGAGUGACGGCCAGUGACGGAACGCUGGGCAAAUCUAAUCGGAUCUCCAACAAGAACCCGUUGGCGCAAAUGGAAGAAGAGCGAAGGGAUCACGAAGCCAAAAUGAAGAAAAUGGAGCAAGAGAUGGAACAAGUUUUUGAAAUGAAAGUCAAGGAGAAGACGCAAAAGCUCAAAGACUCCGAAACAGACUUGCAACGUCGACACGAACAGACGCUCCGUUCGCUCGAGGCCCAGAAACAAGAACUGGAGGAGAAGCGUAAAGCCUUUGAGAAUGAAAAAUUGGCCUGGGAGAAUGCUUCCGGCUUGACGCUGGAGGAAAUGCGCCGACGCAGCCUCGAAGCCAAUUCUAGAGAGCAAGUAGACGGCAAGGACAAGGAGAAGGUGAAAAAGAAGAAGGGACUCUUCUAGGAAAGCAUAAAAUUCUAGAUCACACACACACACAUUUACACGCAGACACGAACUUCUAUCUUUCAAUUUAGCUUCUUAAUUUUUUUCCUUUUUCUCUAUUCUCUGCUCUGUUUCUUGUCUCGCUCUUUGUGAAGAAGUAUCGAUCGUGCAGUGUGUGUCUACGUUGUAUUUUGUGUCUUGUUUCUCUUUUUCUGUGUAUAGUUUUGUGUCAUUCAUGUCCCCCCCCCCUUUUUUUUUAAUACCUCUCGGGAGUAAUUAUAUUCAAUUUUUUUUUGUGAAAUCAAUUUUUCUUUAUUUUUUCGAAUAUUUUGAACGUCUACUACCUCCCCUCAUUUUUCAGAUUUUUUUUUUUGUCUUCUUUUUUUUCCCCCUUCGCAGUAUGUGAGUAAAUGGAAAACAAUUUGGGCUUAUAUUCUUCUUUUUUUGGUUUACAUUUUUGGAACGUUCUUUUUUUCCUAUUAUGUAGACUGGCAUUCCGACGUCAAUUUUUUUUCUCGAGUUCACCCCGACCUCAUUCAGCUUCCCUUUGUGUGCCAUUUUUUUAUUUUGGUGGCAGUAUUCUUCUCUCUUUUCUUUGAAUUUUUGUUCAUAGGGAAGUUUCAGCCAUCUGAUGUGUCUCCCGUUAUGGGGUCUUUAUGUCACGCAAACAAAAAUAACAAAAAACAAACAUGAUCGUACUGAAUUUCAAAACAAAAAUACCCUCUUCUUGCAGUCCUGUCUUAAUUUCAUUGCAUUUUUGGGUUGUCCUCAUCGUCGAAACACUCGAGUCAACCAGGUUACCAUUUUUGUUGGGUUCGAUCUUGUCAUUAAUUAAAAAAAGAAAGAAAAACAGAGAUGAAUGCUGACAAAAUACAACAAAAUUUGUAAUUUAAAUAAUGAAUUAUUCCCCCACCCCCGAUCUUCCAUAUCGACUACUUUGUGUCAAGUGUCAAGGCUGGAGGAGAAUACAGAAACAUUAAAUAAACUAAUGAAAACCGUA
Daphnia pulicaria is the source of this 4322-nucleotide messenger RNA. RefSeq names its product septin-7-like (gene pnut). Gene Ontology annotation, cellular component: septin ring; cell division site; microtubule cytoskeleton. Gene Ontology annotation, molecular function: molecular adaptor activity; GTP binding; GTPase activity. The record is from RefSeq and is a predicted model, not a curated record. The coding region runs from base 1022 to 3343 and encodes 773 amino acids. Lineage: Eukaryota; Metazoa; Arthropoda; Branchiopoda; Diplostraca; Daphniidae. Gene Ontology annotation, biological process: cilium assembly; cytoskeleton-dependent cytokinesis. The transcript has 11 exons.